Messenger RNA from Haplochromis burtoni (Burton's mouthbrooder), 1701 nucleotides. Its product is annotated as atherin-like. The record is from RefSeq and is a predicted model, not a curated record. Lineage: Eukaryota; Metazoa; Chordata; Actinopteri; Cichliformes; Cichlidae.
AAACCCAGGACGGGAGGCACGGCAGAGCCAGGAGUGGGCCAGCAGAGGGAGGAGCUGGCGAGAAUGGUGGCCGAGCUGGCGGCCACGCAGCAGGAGCAGGCGGCGGUGUGGCGCCGCAGGCGGGAAGAGCUGCAGGACCAGACUGAACGCCACCUGCAGAGGAUGGAGAAUCUGGCGGCGCUGAUCCGGUCCUGCCCGACACCACCGCCACCCCCACCGGCGCUCCCCAAUGGCGCUGGAGUGGAGGAGAUCCAGUCCGUGCAGGCGCCCGUGCCGGCCCCCAGGUUGCGACCAGCUAGCACGCAGCCUGCCACAGCACCUGUCCCCACACCUCGCGUGGGAGCCGCUGGGGCUCUGCAGGGCCCGGUGCCCGUUCCUGCGCCCCGGAAGAAGGCGGCGGAGCCGGCAGCGGCGAUGGCGGCGCCCGAGGAGCCGCUCCAGCCGGUAGAGGCAGCGCCGGAGGCGCAGCGAGGGGAGCGUGAGCUGGUCCCACUGGGAGGGGCGGAGAAGCCGCGGGAUAAGCCGGUGGUGCCCGUGCUAAGGGAGUCCGCGCCACCGAAGCCCGAGGUUAGCGGGGUGAGCAGAGUGGCCUCACCUCCACCAGAGGCCGGUGCCUGCCGGACAUCUGCCCAGCCGCCUGCGAGCCGGGGCGCACGACCGCGCCGCGUCCACCUGCCACGUGGCCGACCUCCGGACCAGCUUCGCCGACGCUGCUGGGUUCGCGGGCGGCCACCUGAACUCACAACUCCACGUCGCUUGGCCAGGGCCCGGGGGCGCCGACGGUCCGGGCUGAUCCCCUCUCCCGCUCGCGGUGGGGGGAGUACGUUCGGCCGGAUGGUUCCCCGGCCUCAGUCAGGCGAUGGGGGUAUGUGGCGGGGCGUGGCCUGCGGUGCCGUGCAGAGGAGGCGGACGCACCUGCACGGCAUCCGCAAUCACGCCCCGCCGAAUUAAAUAUUGUACUGGGUCCUGUGUAUGGGGUUGUUGUGGUAAUGUUGAGCGGGCAGCGGGAGAGCUGCAGCUCUGUUUGCGUUGUAAACAGCAACCGGCUAAGUAUUAAUAAAAAGCAUCAAAAUGCCACUGGGUCUGCCGUGUAUGUUUACAGGGUGUAACCUCCAUUCUCUCACCAGAGGACCCCCCCUGGAGAGAAGGUCCGGCCCCAGGUUCAGGUGGCCCGGGACAUGGGUGGCUCUUAGAGUCAGAAAAUGAACACUGCACCAUAACAGCAGAGAGCGAGACAGCUGCAACAGGGGAAGAGAGCGUGUUCCUCCCUGCCUGUUUAUGUAAGACACCACUGUUGAAUUGUCCGUCCUGACUAAGACAUGCUGGCCCUGCAGGACUGGACGGAAAUGCUUUAGAGCUAAGAACACUGCUAACAGCUCUAAGUGGUUGAUGUGCAGCUGGCGCUGAGCCGCGGACCAGAUCCCUCUCACUGACGCACCCUCGCACAGCGCUCCCCACCCACUUAGGGAAGCAUCCGUGGACACCACCUUGCGAAACAACACCCUCCCAAUCUGAGAGCCCUGAUGCAGCAGCCUGGGCUCCCUCCAAGGACUGCGAGCUAGCAUGCAAGACACUGUUACCGGCAGCCUCCUCCGGAGGUGACGCAAUGCACACAAACGGUGUGAGAGAGUCCAGCGUUGAAACCAGAGGCGGAGCCAGGCAUUUGAAACACCCGAGGCUUAGCCCUAAAGGGUAGUAUGC